Pan troglodytes (chimpanzee) is the source of this 2930-nucleotide messenger RNA. It is a transcript of the gene DELE1, whose product is annotated as DAP3 binding cell death enhancer 1. The coding region runs from base 166 to 1530 and encodes 454 amino acids. The transcript has 10 exons. Gene Ontology annotation, molecular function: protein binding. Gene Ontology annotation, cellular component: mitochondrion. Gene Ontology annotation, biological process: extrinsic apoptotic signaling pathway via death domain receptors. The record is from RefSeq and is a predicted model, not a curated record. NCBI's taxonomy places the organism in Eukaryota, Metazoa, Chordata, Mammalia, Primates, Hominidae.
CUCUCUGCAGCGCCGUCUUUCCGGCCGGGCUCCCUUCUAAUUGGCCAGCUCAGAGCUUCCUCGGGUACUCGGCCACUCGGGGCAUCGCGGCGGCCUUUCUAGCCGCUGUCCCAAGGUUUGGUCUCGCGCUUUCGGCUGCGAGCUCUCUGUGGUGCUGGCAGCGACAUGUGGCGCCUCCCGGGACUCCUGGGCCGAGCUCUUCCCCGUACACUGGGACCUAGCCUCUGGAGGGUGACUCCUAAGUCCACCAGCCCAGAUGGGCCUCAGACUACCUCCUCCACUUUGCUGGUUCCUGUGCCUAACCUCGACAGGUCAGGUCCCCAUGGCCCAGGCACGAGCGGGGGUCCAAGGUCCCAUGGAUGGAAGGAUGCCUUCCAAUGGAUGUCUUCCCGUGUCUCCCCGAACACCCUAUGGGAUGCCAUAUCUUGGGGUACUCUGGCUGUGCUGGCCCUGCAGCUGGCAAGGCAGAUCCACUUCCAGGCAUCCCUGCCAGCAGGACCUCAGCGGGUAGAACACUGCUCCUGGCACAGUCCCCUGGACCGUUUCCUCUCAUCUCCCUUGUGGCACCCAUGCUCCUCACUGCGACAACACAUCCUCCCCAGCCCCGAUGGCCCAGCUCCCAGGCACACUGGCCUCAGGGAACCCAGGCUUGGCCAGGAAGAAGCCUCAGCUCAGCCCCGGAACUUCUCACACAACUCUUUGAGAGGAGCUCGUCCUCAGGACCCCUCUGAGGAAGGAACAGAGAACAUGAAGAGUGGCGACCACACGGCAGCCUUUUCUUAUUUCCAGAAAGCUGCAGCCCGCGGCUACAGCAAAGCGCAGUACAAUGCGGGCUUGUGUCAUGAGCAUGGCAGAGGCACCCCCAGGGACAUUAGCAAGGCGGUCCUUUAUUAUCAGUUGGCUGCCAGUCAGGGCCACAGCCUGGCUCAGUACCGCUAUGCCAGGUGCCUACUACGAGACCCAGCCUCUUCGUGGAACCCUGAGCGGCAGAGGGCAGUGUCCUUGCUGAAGCAGGCUGCAGACUCAGGCUUGAGAGAGGCCCAAGCUUUCCUCGGGGUGCUUUUCACCAAGGAGCCCUACCUGGAUAAGCAGAGAGCUGUGAAAUAUCUUUGGCUUGCAGCCAACAAUGGGGACUCACAGAGCAGGUACCACCUUGGAAUUUGCUAUGAGAAAGGCCUUGGUGUGCAGAGGAAUCUGGGAGAGGCCUUGAGAUGUUACCAGCAGUCAGCCGCUCUGGGAAAUGAGGCCGCCCAGGAGAGGCUGCGAGCCCUCUUUUCCAUGGAGGCUGCAGCUCUGGGGCCCAGCGACCUGACAGUUACAGGACUGAAGUCUUUCUCCAGCCCCUCCCUCUGCAGCUUGAACACCCUGCUAGCAGGAACCUCACGCCUACCACACGCCUCGAGCACAGGCAACCUUGGCCUCCUCUGCAGAAGUGGGCAUCUCGGAGCCAGCCUGGAAGCCUCCAGCAGGGCUAUUCCCCCACACCCCUACCCACUGGAAAGGAGUGUUGUAAGACUAGGUUUUGGCUAAGGUGAGAUAAAACAUAGUCCCUGGUGCCUCUUAGGGGCCAGAGGGGGCAGGAGGUUGGAUAACAAAAAUAGAGCAUCAGCAACCCUUUCCAGGUAGAAAUUCCAGCAGGAGUUCAGGUUCCCAAGCAAUUUCACGUACAUGGCUGGUAAGUGACUGAUCUUUCCCCCCGCUUGGUAGCCUCACAGAUGAGUCUUGGAUGCAUUGACAUUCAUUUCUGGUCUGUGCACCAAAGGAUGCAUUCAGUGACCUAUGAAAAACCCUACUGAAGGGUCCAGAGACCCUGGUGCUCACCUUAGCCUUUGUCUUUGAGCAAAUAACUUACCUUCUUCCUUCCUAUGCCUCGGUUUUUCUCACACUUAAAUCUGUACUACUGUUUGCCAAUGUCUGAUGUGUGUAUCCCUGGUUCACAAGAAGAUUUUAGAUGGUAUUCAAAUUAAUAUUUUCUAUUUCAGUAGUUAUAUAUUUAAUGUAUAAUAUAAAAAUAUGAUUAGCAUAUUGACCUGUAGUUUGAUAGAUGUUCUGUCUAGGAUAAAGCUAACUGUAAAAAAAAAAUAGUGAAUCAGUUUAAAGAAAAACAUAACAUAAAAGUGGGCACAGAUCCAGAGAGGUAGCAAAAAUGACAGGGGUGGUUCCAUGAAUGGCUGACACUUAGGAAACUGUGAAUUAGGCCAUCCUCGAGACUAGCCCACCAUUCACCUCUGUUCAUCCCCCAUGGGCUCAUAAUCGUUUUCAUUUCACCUUUGAUUUGGAAGGAAGAAGUUUCUUGCCCAAAUGCCUGGAUGUGUCUGCUUGACUUUCAGAACUUCUCACCUCAGCCCUAAAGAGGGAGCCUGUGGGUUCUCAGAGAGAUAUCACAAUUUGAGUCCCAAAGAAGAGGCCAGAUACCCACCCACCUUCCCCCAAAUCCUAAGCACCUGCGCCAGUACAGUCAAGAAGAGGAAAGUGUGUGAAGACCCAGGUCUGGCUCUGCCACUUGCCUGGCCAUGUCACCUUGAAGCUGUGACCUGACUCCCUAUAUUGUUUCCUCAGUUGUAGACCAAAGGCAAUGGUGUCUGCCCUCCUACCUUGGAAGACAAAUGCAAGGGCAUUUCACCACAGAGAGGACCUUUGUGCUCACUUUGGCCCAGGAGGCAGUGAUGCUCAUGGUUGCAUGACUUUAUGAGUGGCUGGGCCAGGAUGAGGACCUGGGCCUCCUUGACUCCUGGCCCACAGUUCUUGUCCAUCAGUUCAUACUGCAAUUUUAUGUGAAAGCAUUAUGACUGUCCUACCCAUGGGAGAGUAAAUGUAGAUUGAAUGCUAGGAGUCUUAAAGCUGCAGAGUGUAGAUUUUGAGGUCCCCGUUUGGGAAACAUGUGCCAGAAAUGUCUAGGUGUUUAAUAAAACAGAUAUUGGAUUAUCUCA